AUGAACCCUGGUGGUAGUGGUGGGUUGUCGUUGUCGUCGAACGCCGGAAACCACCACAACGUCCAGCAUGUGAUACCGCCAGCGCAAUCCCGCCCAGUCCAAGGGUUCGGCGUGGUCGAACCGUCGAAGGGACAGCCCCUACCUCACCUAGACCGAGCCUCCAUCUCGCGACGCCGCGCGACGCCGUGCGACCCCAUCUUCGAGACGACCCCAGUCCCGCCCAGCCGAAGGUCAAGGUGCAGCAUCCCGUUCGUCCCCCGCCCCGUAUCGCCCCCCUUCUUCUUCUUCUUCUUCUUCUUCUUCAUCAAGUCAGGGCUUGGUACAGCUACAUCCACACGAAACGCGUCUUCAUCGUCUGCCCUUCUUUUCGCCUGGUUUUCAGGCGUCGCAGCGGCUGCACCAUGA
Molecule: messenger RNA, 405 nt
Organism: Colletotrichum lupini
Lineage: Eukaryota; Fungi; Ascomycota; Sordariomycetes; Glomerellales; Glomerellaceae
Exons: 1
Coding region: 1-405 (134 amino acids)
Source: RefSeq, a predicted model, not a curated record